AAUAUCAACGCGACUGGCUACGCAAGGCUAGUACGGGACGUUGUUGGUCUAGAAAUUUCUGUUGAUUCUUCAUGGCUACAGGUACGCGUACUUCCAAAUUAGAAGGGCUUCGUUUGGAUGCUGCCGAACUUGCUCAUCUGCUUUCUUUGGUAACACGUGAUCGAGUGAAAGUUGGCUUGAUGAGAGAACAGGAACAGAUCAAAACGGAAAUUCAGGCUGAGGAAGGACUUCUGAAUUGUACUGCAUCAGUUACUGCAAUUCGCAAUCCUAGACGCAAUGAUGAUGAAAGGGCAAAUCGACCGAGGAUUCAUACUUCCAAGAUAACAACUUAUGGUUGGGAUGAAUCAGACACUGCUGUCAAGAUUUACAUUACUCUUGCUGGGGUUGAAAAACUGCCUCAAGAAAACAUUAGUGUUAAUUUUGGGAACAAAUCAUUUGACUUCCAUGUUCGUGAGCUAGAUGGCAAAAAUUAUCAAUUGCACAUUCUCAACCUAUCAGGAGCUAUUGUUCCAGCUGAAUCUCAAUUUACAGUGAGGCAUGGAAAGGUGACUAUAUUAUUGAAAAAAGCUGAUAAAGGAAAGUGGGAUAAUCUGGUACCCUCAAAGAAGAAAGAAACGACUCCUAAGUUGGACAAGGAUGCUGAUCCCUCACAGAGUAUCAUGAAUAUGAUGAAACAAAUGUAUCAAGAUGGUGAUGAUGAGAUGAAGAGAACAAUAGCCAAAGCUUGGACUGAAUCAAGAGAGAAAAAGGAUCAAAUGAAUGUUUAGCGUAGUUUCCUGGCUGUCUGAAGCAAGUUGACUAUCUGUGUGUAAGCUUAGCUGUUUGGUACUUUAGAAACAUCAUUGUGCACACUAAGUUACCUUGUCAGUACAUGUAUCUGUGAGAUGUUUUUGGACACAUUCACUUUAUAGUCUCUACUCCCUA
Molecule: messenger RNA, 924 nt
Organism: Corticium candelabrum
Lineage: Eukaryota; Metazoa; Porifera; Homoscleromorpha; Homosclerophorida; Plakinidae
Product: calcyclin-binding protein-like
Exons: 6
Coding region: 72-767 (231 amino acids)
Cellular component (GO): nucleus
Molecular function (GO): tubulin binding; ubiquitin protein ligase binding; S100 protein binding
Source: RefSeq, a predicted model, not a curated record